Molecule: messenger RNA, 4422 nt
Organism: Equus quagga
Lineage: Eukaryota; Metazoa; Chordata; Mammalia; Perissodactyla; Equidae
Product: keratin, type II cytoskeletal 2 epidermal-like
Exons: 10
Coding region: 822-2525 (567 amino acids)
Biological process (GO): intermediate filament organization; keratinization
Cellular component (GO): keratin filament
Molecular function (GO): structural constituent of skin epidermis
Source: RefSeq, a predicted model, not a curated record
AGUCCAGAAUAUUCCUUCCGGCAGCUGCCCUCAUAGUUAUGGAGUGACCAAAAGAAGGGAUCAGGGUCCUUGGCCUGCCUGAGUGUUUUCUAGAGGAGGGGCUUUCUCGGCUGCCUGCAGAGGAGUCUGCAGCCUCACAGGGCUGGACGCUUCCAUUAUAAAAAUACUACCUGCUCGUUAUUUUAAACUUGGAGAAGCAGAAAGAUGGAAAAUUUAAAAAUCAACCAUUGCAUGAAACAACUAACUCUAACACUUUGAUGUAUAUAUAUUUUUAACCUACUUUUCUAAAAUAUUUAGGCUUAGUCAUUUUUAAAAAGAAUAUAGCUAUGCUCACACUAUAUCUCCAGUCCUUGUCCAGCCUUCUUUCUCUGCCUGGGUUUUAGUGUUCAUAUUGAUUACUCAAUGUUUGCAUAAACCCUGUCACCACCAUUUUUAUCGUCUGUAUAAUAUUGCAUCGAUAGACAUAGUUUAUUUAACUAUUCUCUAUUCUUUGGGGAAAAACAAAUGUUUGGCAGGGAGGCAGAAGCAAUUCCCACCAACUAUAGAAAAUUCCAUUGAGUGGGUCUCUUUGAAUCGCCAUUUUUUCUAGAUAUCAGUUUGUAAUCCAUCAACGUCAUUGUCCUAAAGCUUCAAGGAGAUGUAUCUUGAGUUUCAAUACCGCUCCGGCAGAAACUCUUCAGGGGAGCCAAACCCAGGAACCUGUCCUUGGCCAGCUGCCAACUCCAGGAACUAUAUAAGGGGAGCCCUCCGCACCCCAACAGGGAAACACCGAGACACCUCCUUCCCACCUUCUCGGUGUCACUCACUCCUCUUGAGUCACCAUGAGCAGGCAGGUCUAUGCCAUGAGGUGCCAGAGGGGAAGCUUCAGCAGUGGCUCGGCCACCCUACAGGGAGGGUGCUGGAGAAGGGCAGGGAGCUCGCUGUCGGUCCGCAAGAGCAGCGGCGGCUGCCACGGCUCUGCCCGCCCUGGAGGUUGCAGUAGUCAGAGUCUCGUCAGCCUUGGUGGGAGCAAGAGCAUCUCAGCCCGUGUAGCUGGAGUCCUGGGCCCUGCUGGCAGUCUGGGAAGCUACAGGGGUGCGUGUUUGGGGAGGGGCAGCCUCUGUGGGGUGGGCUUUGGCCUCGGAGGUGGUUUUGGAGGUCUGGGGUCUGCAGGCCCAGCAGUCUGCCCUCGGGGCAUCCAGGAAGUUGUAACCAACCAAAGCUUGUUGGAGCCUCUGGAUGUGAAGAUUGACCCUGAGGCGCAGGAGGUGAAGCAGCAGGAGCGGGAGCAGAUCAAGGAACUCAACAACAAGUUCGCCUCCUUCAUUGACGAGGUGCGGUUCCUGGAGCAGCAGAACCAGGUGCUACAGACCAAGUGGGAGCUGCUGCAGCAGCUGGAUGUCAGCAUCCGCACCCCCAGCCUGCAGCCCGUCUUGGAGGGCUAUAUCGGCAACCUCAGGAGGCAGGUGGACAAGUUCAUGGCAGAGAAGACCUGGCAGGAAGCAGAGCUGAAGACCAUCCAGGAUUCCGUGGAGGAAUACCAGAAGAAAUACAAAGCAGAAAUCAACAGCAGGACAAAUUCUGAGAAUGACUUUGUGGUGUUGAAGAAGGAUGUUGACAGUGCCUACGUGGUCAAGGUGGACCUCAGUGCCAAGGUGGAUGCCCUGCAGCAGGAGAUCGAAUUCCUGCAAGUCCUCUAUACUGCCGAGCUGGCCGAGGCGCAGCAGGCAGUCAGCACCACCAACGUGGUCCUCUCCAUGGACAACAAUCGGCACCUGGACCCGGACAGCAUCCUUUCUGAGGUCAAGGCCCAGUAUAAGGAAAUCACCCAGAGGAGCAAGGCUGAAGCAGAGGCCCUGUACCAGACCAAAUACCAGGACCUCCAGGUCAUUGCUGGGAGAAAGAGUGAUGACCUCCAAGUGAUGAAGAUGGAGGUCAGUGAGCUGAACCGAGCCAUCCAGAGACUUCAGGCAGAAAUCGCCAACCUCAAGAAACAGAGCGCCGCCCUGCAAGACGCCAUCCUACAGGCAGAGUGGAAGGGUGAGGUGGCCCUUAAAGAUGCUCAGGACAAGCUGGCUGAGGUGGAGGCCGCCCUGCAGCAGGCCAAGGGGGAGCUGGCCCGGCUGCUGCGCGACUACCAGGAGCUGCUGGGAGCCAAGCUGUCCCUGGACGUGGAGAUUGCCACCUACCACAAGCUGCUGGAGGGCGAGGAGAGCAGGCUGUCUGGAGAAGUCACCAACAGUGUGAGCUACGCUGUGAUGUCAAGCACAGUCUCUACUUCCCGUGCAACCUCUACUUCCCGUGCAACCACGUUUGGCUUCAGCUCAGGGGACAGAGCCUCCUGGAGGGGAGGCAGCGCCCUCAGAGAACCAGGUGUGGCAUCUGGGUCUGCGUCCAGGGCUGCGGGGUCUGCAGGGGCCAGUGGGAGCUCCCGAGGAUCUGGACCUCAAGUUGCGAAUUCUGGAGACAGCGAUGCUGCCGUAGGAAAUGAGGAGUCCGGUUCAACGAGAAACCAGGGCUCCAGCUUAGGGCACAGAAACCUGUAGGUCCCCCACACUCCCCAGAGGCAAAGUGGAAUCUUCCAGCCCUGAUCUCAUGGCAUCCAGCGACCCGAGCAUUUCACAUAUCUGCUCUGGCCCUACUCCCACCUGUUUAUUUUCUUUGGCAAUUUGGAGACAGGUUCCUGGGUCAAAACAAAUUUUUUUCCCCACACAUCCAAAUGUUGGGGCCCCGUAGGAAACCCUUCACAGGCCGCGUCAACGGGUCUGCAGGCCUCAGUCACCUUCUCCCCUGCCCGCCCUGCGCUCCCACAGCGCUCCCAGUCCAUGCCCUCCCCUUCUGAGGUGCAGAAGCUAAAGCUCUUCUUCUCCCUCCAUCCUGAAGUACCGGCACACACCCUUUUCCAUCAUCACACUCAACUCUCAGUUAGCCACCUUAAUGGGGGUCAGCCUUUAUACCGACAAUCUGCGACGGUUUAUCAUGAUCUUGUUUUGAUUUGAUUUUCUGAAGCCCCAUCUGAGCCAUCCUGGGGCCUCCGGACUCUGCCUCCCAUAGAUUCACAGACCCCGGUGUUCACCAAAGGAGGAGGAGACAGGAAGGUCUGUGGGGACCCGGGGGUGCAGGCAUGCCAGCCGGGCCCCACCCCUUUCGCUGAGUGGCCACUGUGGAUAUCCACCUGGAUGUAACGUGAGGGAUGGCUGAGUUCAUGUUCUCCCCUCCUCCAGGGGGGAGAGUAAAAAUAUAACAAUAACAAAUGUGUCUUAGGACCACGCUCCAGGCGGAGUCCAGUUUGAAAUAAACAUCCAGUGUGACCUGCUGGGCUAGACAGGGCGCGAACAGAGCCCUGGGCCCCAGCUGUCAGUGGAGGUCUUCUCCUGUGUUUCCUUUUAAAGAGUUGCCUGCAUUCACCUCCAUACGCUCAACCCCCUCCCCGCCAUACUUUCCAAUAAACUUCGCGGGAAAUUCAUUCUGUUUGGGAAGUCAUAAAAUAUGCGCUAAUCAGAUGAGCCCUGAGUCUGGUUCACUCCCACCGCCUCCCUGAAGCACGCGCGCAUGCGCACACACGCACACGUACGCGCUCUGUUCCCCCUACUCCAUCACCUGUGCUGACGAAGGGGCCUUGUAUCUCUAUUUAGCUUUGGAAGGAGAGCAAAAUGACCCGUACUUCCUGUCUUUAUUGGGAAAGCUCAGCUUCUGUUUUUAAAAUAGUGAACUUCAGGUCCUCAGCCUUGCUUGGCAGCCAAGCUGGGGUCAUUAUUGCCUAAUUAAGGGGUAAUGGUGUUGCUCUCAUUGUUGCUGUGAGGGUUAUUAUCAGGUAAAUGGCCAAAGGUUGUGGAGCGGGGAGCAGCAGCCUGCGGGCUCAAGUCGAGAGUUCAGCUCUGUUGCCCUCUGUUGCCUUGUCUCCUGCCGCGUCCAGAAAGCAGUUCCCAGCCUAGCAGCCGGGGGUCCAGCGGCGUUGGUUGGGAGCGAGGUCAUCAGUUACCCGGUGAGCUCUGUUCUGAGUGCUUGGAGGAGGGAAGAGGGCCAGAGACGGGACGGGCACAGCUCCUGGUUCCAGCAAGCCCUAGGCUCCUGGAGAGGAAGCACUCAUUCAACCAUCAUCUAUUGAGCACCUACUAUGUGCUAGACUGUUCUUGACACUGGUACAAGGUGACAAGACCUUUGUCCAGCAGGAAGCCAGGGGAGCGCGUGUGCAAUGGGAGUGCAGUGAUCUGAGUGCUGUCCCGGGGAAGUGCGUCAGGAACAAGGCGCCAGACUGGGAGGACGCAGACUUCCCGAUGGAGAGCCCCAGAAGCUGAAACCGCAAACCUGAGAGACGAGGAGGAGUCAGCCAGGGGGAGGGGGUGCUUUAGAUGGAGGUGCCACAUCCUCUGUGACAAGAGCCAAGCACAUCGUAGGUGGUCAAUCAAUAUAGGCUGAAUAAAGGACAGGAGGCUGACAAGA